Lates calcarifer (barramundi perch) is the source of this 5391-nucleotide messenger RNA. RefSeq names its product microtubule-associated protein 4. The transcript has 13 exons. The record is from RefSeq and is a predicted model, not a curated record. Gene Ontology annotation, biological process: neuron projection development; microtubule cytoskeleton organization. Lineage: Eukaryota; Metazoa; Chordata; Actinopteri; Centropomidae. Bases 512 to 4402 code for a protein of 1296 amino acids. Gene Ontology annotation, molecular function: microtubule binding. Gene Ontology annotation, cellular component: neuron projection.
UGUGUGUUGGCCUUUUUUACCAUGAGACACAACUAGAGAAAGAAAGGGGUAAAGGGGAGAAAACGUGGAGUGAAAGAGAAAAGUAGAGGGGAGGGGGAUUACUCACUCCACCACAGUGGGUGGGAUCUGGGAAUUGGCAGUGGCCAAUUGGCAGCCACAACUGGGUCACAUGACCAUUGUAAUAAUCAGUGACAGAACGAAAGAGAGAGAGAGGGAGAGAGAGAGAGAGAGAGAGAGAGCGAAAGAGGGAGGGAACAAGGGAGAGAGCUGCACAUCCAGUUCACCCUCAGUGUGUGUUUGAGUUCAGAGCGGAGACGUAGCACGAGAGACUCCAUGCACACACACAGAGCACAGGGUGCACCUGAGUGACUGAAAAAAAAGAACAACAGCGCAAGACAACAAAGAAAAGAGGGAGAGAAGUGGUGACAAUUACCUUUAGACACCUGAGGCUGAGACAAAGAGACUGUGAAACAAAGAAAGGGGGAGAAAGAGAAUAGAAAGGGGAGACAGCAUGUCUUCUCUCUCCGAUCAGCAGCCUGGCUCUCCUUUCUCAGAGUACAGUGAGCUGUGUAAGGUACCGUCCCUGUCACCCACUGUGCCGGCUCAGAGCUGGGAUUGGCAGCACCCCUCAGGCAUGGACAUGGGCACCCCGAGGGGCCUGGUGGUAGGUGAUGGACAUCUGGCGCCAACUGGACUCACAGAUGAAGACAAGCUGUGCUUCUUCGAGCAUCCAGGCAGGGGCAGCAUGGACACAGAGCUGAAGGUACCAGGGAGUGUUGGGGGCAUUUCAGGGAGCACCUCUCUGGGUAACGCCUCACUGGGUAGUGCAGGGGAGAGCCCAGACAGCCCUCUCUCCUCCUCCCCAUCCCCCUCCCCAGCCUCCCCAGGCAGGCUACCCUCUGCCCUGGGAUGUGGUGGCAUCAGCAGGGUCUCCCUGCCGCCGGUUCCUGGAUCCCCAAUCAGGCGUGCGGAGCUGUCGUCUAGCGCAAUGGCUCCACACUCAAUGGGAGCCUCAUUAAUGGAGGCAUCUCCAGUAGACGGAGACUCCCCAUCUGAACCAUGGAACAGCUCCAGUUUUGCUGAAUCCAGCCCAAAGGUUGCCAUGCCCCAGGUGGCCCCUAACUACUGUGUUAUAGGAGUUGUCAAUGACAACCAUUUGGAGAGUGAGGUUGUGGCUGGAGCCGGGGCAGCCCUGGGGGCUCGGCAGUUAUCCGAGGGCUCUUCAGGGAACAGUGAUGAUGAAGAGAUAGAAGAAGAGGUGGAGUUGGAGCCCUGUUUCAUGGGGCGGGCUCAGCAGCAGAGGAAGGCUAUGCGGCGAGCAAUGUCUGAAUGCUCCCACCUGUCAGUACCCACCAGUCUAGAGCUGCCUGACAAAUACCCAGGGGGAGAUGGGGCAGGGCUUGACCAGCUGGCAUCACCCAUGGGUGGUCCACGUCGCCCACCACACUCCAUGAAGCGCUCACUGACUGUCGCAGAAGAUCAGCCCCCAACCCCGCCACCCACCCUCUCUGCAGCGGGCACCACACACAUCGACCUGCGGCAAGCCCCGCCUGAGCCUCGCCUCUGCCUCUCCCCGUUCCCUCCACUAAAGGAUGGCAAUGCUGGCUUCCCUCUAUCACCACUAGAGGCCUCGAUGGAGGGCUUUAGGGUGGAGAAGGAGACAGGUGGUAUUGUGCUUCCAGUGCCCCUCAGCCCCAAGGGGUUCAGCUGCAUGGACACCAGCUCUGCUCUGACUGCAGGUGCCGACACUGAAGGGGGAAGUGGUACCAAAUCUGACAAGGUUAAACAUGCUGAGUUUGACAGCAAUGAAGCGGAUACUAAACUCAACACUGGUGGUGUAGACUUUGGAGCUGGCAACAAUUUGACAGUGACAGGGGGCAUUGAUGGUGACCUCACCACUAGUGGCUAUACCAGCCAUGGCUUGAACUCCAGCACUAACCCUUUCAUCACAAUGGAUGUUAAGUCAGACAAGAUGGAGAAGGCAGAGAAGAAGGAGGAGAAGCUGGAGGAUAAUGUAAAGAAGGUGGACCUGUUUGAUCCCCUGGAAAAAGCUGAGCAGAAGAGUGUGAAGGUUGAAUAUGCAAGCACUGAGACUCCAGAUAAGGUGGAGAAAGAAACAGAGAAGGAAAAGCAGAAAGAGAAAGAAGCAGAAAAGGUAAAAGAGGAGAAAGAAAAAGAGAAGGAGAAGGAGAAAGAGGCAGAAAAGGUGAAAGAGAAAGAGGCAGAAAAAGUGAAAGAGGCAGAAAAGGUGAAAGACAAAGAGGCAGAAAAAGUGAAGGAAACAGACAAACAAGCAGAAAAGGUGGAAGAGAUAAAGAAAGAGACAGAAAAGGAGAAAGAGACAGUAAAAGUAGAGUCAGUGCAGCAGAAGGCAGAAAAGGAGGAUAAAAUGAACAAGACAGAAGAAUCACCAGAGAAACUGGCGAAGACAGACAAGGUGGAGAAGAUGGAGAAAGUAGAAAAAGUGGAGAUGACAGACAAAGUAGAGAGCAAAGCUGAGAAAGCAGAGAGUGUGGAGAAGAUGGACAAAAAUGAAAAGCCUAAAGUGGAAGAAAAACCAGAGAACAAAAAUACUGAGAAACUCGAGAAAACAGAGAUGAAGGAUGGCAAAGAGCAGCACAUCGACAAAAUGGAGACCCCGGAGCAACAGCCGACACCCGUCAAACUCGAUACCAGUUAUGACAAGCAGGAGAAGAAGGCUGACACAGAGACAAAGGUGACAGCAGAGGUGGAAGAAACCAAGAAAGAGAAGGCUGACGCAGACGAAGCCAAGAAGACCGAGAAAGAGAAUGAAGUGGAGAAACCACCUGAGAAGCCUGCCGAAAAACCAACGCAGAAGAGCGAAAAGGAAGAGAAGCAGGACAAAGUGCAGGCUGAAAAAAAGACUGCUGAGAAAAAGGAUGACAAGAAGGACAAGGCAGCGAAAGCCGACGGAGGAGAGAAGGCCAAAAAAGCGAAACCUGCAGCAAAUGGAAGCAGUGCAGCACCCAGCAAAGACCUGGCAGGUGCAGACAAGAAGACCAAGCCUGCUGCCGGGGCGACCAAACCAAGCACCGCUGCCAAAAUGCGGCCAAGCUCUGCGGCUGCUAGUGGUGGUUCACCCGCAGCCCCUACUAAGCGCCCCACACCCUCCUCCACCACCUCCACCUCAGACAAAAAAACAGCCACAGCAAAGGCACCAUCCACAACCACUGCUGGCCCAAAGCGGCCCUCCACCACUUCUUCCAGCCGCCCCUUGUCAUCAACCACAGCGACUACACGUGAUGUCAAACCCAAGACAACCACAGAGAAGCGUCCCUCUGUGCCAAAGGCCAGCACUGCCACCUCGAAUCAAACGGGCUCCACUGCCACCACCAAAAAUGGAACUGCCACCACAGCAGCCAGUAAAACCACUACAUCAGUGCGCACGGCAACAUCUACUCGCACUGCUACCGCCACUGCAGCCAAAAAGCCUCUGGCCUCUAAGACAGACAGCAAACCAGGAGAGGAGAAGAAACCCAGCACUCUGAAGACUUCUGCAGCUGAUUCUACCAAGUCCAAGACCACCACCACCCGCAGCACUGGUUCCACCACUACUGCCUCUCGCCCACGAACUACAGCAACUAAGCCGGCCACACCAUCCUCCACCUCUGGCACAGUACCAGAGAAGAAGCCCCCGGUGCCCCGCGCCCCCCGGGCUGCUUCCUCAACCACAGCUACUUCCACUACCACCACUACGAGGACCACAUCUCGCCCCGGCACCGCACCAGCCCCGGACAUCCGCAACGCCCGCUCCAAGAUCGGCUCUACAGACAACAUGAAGCACCAGCCUGGAGGAGGGAAGGUGUCAUCUGCCUCUCAGAACAGGGCUGUCGCCUCCAAAGACACGAGCCAGGGCAAAGUUCAGAUAGUCUCCAAAAAGCUGGACUUCAGCCACGUCACCUCACGCUUGGGCUCCAAGGACAAUAUGAAGCAUGUUCCUGGUGGAGGGAAUGUGCAGAUACUCAACAAGAAGGUGGAUUUGAGUAAGGUGACAUCAAAAUGCGGCUCCAAGGACAACAUCAAGCACAAGCCUGGUGGUGGAGACGUGAAGAUUGAGUCCCACAAAGUGAACUUUAGGGAAAAGGCUCAGUCCAAAGUGGGCUCCAUGGACAAUGUGAGUCAUUCACCUGGUGGAGGAAACAUCAAGGCUGAGGGGGCCCAGGAGACAACAGAGGGGAAUGGGACUCCCCUGAGUGGCACCCCGGCCCCAGGCCCAGGCUCCGAGCCAGGGCAGACUGGGAGCCCCGCUGCCCAGGAGAAUGGGCUGAAGGACGGGGCUCCCUGUGAUAGUGAGAGCCACCGGGAGCCCCAGGCUCUGGACUCAAGCAUCCCAGAGACAAAAAUGGAUUGCAGUGGUGUUAUCAGUGAACUCUACAUCUAAAAGAACGAUGAAGGUGUCCGUCGUUCCGCCCCAGCAGAUGUAACAAAAUUAAGAGUCAGGAGCUGAUGAGAGCAGCAUCUCUGUUACAAUUUCCUCAUCAGGUUACAUUAUGUUUGUUAUUUCAGGGUUAGCUCUGGGAUUAUAUGAAAACAUAAACCAAAAUACAGUAGAGUUAGAUAAAGAUAGAUAAAGUCUGAAUUCAUAGCAAUUUACGUUUGAUAUGUGCAGCAUGUAGAAACAAGACAGAUGGUGACCACUAGUGGGGCCUGAGGGAAACACCACAGUCUACAUCUGUUAUUUAACAUUUUAUCAACCAUUGCAGUGUAAAUAUAGCAUAGGGCCAAACUGUGUGUUUUUAUCAUAUCUCAAUUCACAGGCCUGUAAAUAACUCAGUGAGUAAAGUCACACAUCUGUAUGUAUAAUGAAUAAUCAAGUAGCAUAUUUCAGCCUUCUUCUCUCAACAUAAUGUAAUUACUGUAUGAGGCUUUUUACAACAUUACUUUCCUCACAGUUUUUCAGGUCUUCAUUAUACCCUGGGCAUAACACAGGGUGGAAUAAUCAGCAUGUAUCAAGUUAAUUAUGAUUAACAGUUACCAAGCCCCACACUGAGAUUGUCGGUGUUAUUAUGUUACAGGACCUGGUAUUUAUCAUGCAUUCUUUAUAGCCUUCCAAAGGUUUACAACAACUAAGCAGCCAUAAACAUGAACACAGUCAGACUGAGCUGUAUUAUCUUACACAAUGUGAUUUUUACUUCUCUUCCUCUGUGGAAAAAAAAGAUCCACUUUAAUAAAUCCAAGGCUAAUAAUUUUCCAUAUGACAGACCUGGAUGAUUCUUUGAUUGCCUUGGCUCUCAAACUCAGUCCAUUCUUCAUAUGUCCCAACUCAAAAACUUUCACCAAGCUUCACUCUCUGUGUUGUUUAAAACUUGCUGGAUUGGGGGAAAAAGUUGGUGUGCACUUCAAAAUAAAAAUACUAAUAAUAAAAAACCA